CACUGAGUAGUGAGAAGUUAGAAGAUGUGCUGUGGUCUGUGCUGUUUUGUGAUUGUGCUCAGCUAGGUAUCUAUGCUUAAUGCUGUGAAUUGAAUAACUACUGAGAUUUUAAUUCAAUAAUACCUACCCUACAAUACAUUUUAGCAGAAAAAUUUGCUGCAUAAUUAAUACCAUUAAUAAUACAAAAUAGAACACCAACAACAUACAAAUAAUUUCUUGAUAAGUGUGAUACACGAUACAGUACCUAUUCCUGUAGCGAAUCAGAGAAAAUUAUUUCCUUGAUUAAGAUGGAUUCAUUGUCGAAACAAGAAUUUAUAUCUACAAUUACUAAGCAAGCAGACCAAAUCAAGAGAUACGAAGCGAGGCUUCGAGAUGUUGUUGCUGCAUAUAAAGGUCUUGCCAAGGAAAAAGAGGCUUUAGAAAUAAGUUUAAAGGCUCUAAAUAAGACAGAAAUUUCCAGUAAUAGUAGCAGAGAUGAUUCAGUGGCAGCCCUCACAUUGUCUCUGUCUACUCUAACAUCAGAGAAGGCACGGAUGGAAGAAGCUUUUCAGGCUGACAAAAUAGUUACCAGGGAUAAGUAUGAAAAUAUGAUAUCCUCUAUGAGGGAGGAAACAAAGGCGCUGGUACAACAGCAUCUAACCGAAAUCAACAAUUGGAAGGCGAAGGUGGCAUAUGAAAUACAGGAGAGAGAGAAAGAGAGGACAGAUCACAUGGUUAUGUUGAAAGAACUCCACAUGAAGCUAAAUAGUGAAAGGAAGACUAAAGAGAAGUUGGAAGACAAAAUGGUCACCGAUUCAGAGUCACAGGCGUCCCAGGCGGAGCUGGAGAAGCGCGUGCGGGACCUGAGCAGCUCGCUGGAGGCGGCGCAGCGCCGGCUGCAGCGCGCGGCGGCGCGCUCGGCCGACACGCCCGCGCUGCUGCUGCGUCUGCAGCAUCGGCUGGCGCUGCUCGAGCAGUCGCACUCCAUCGCCAUCCGAGAGGAGCAAAUAAAAGCUAAGCGCGCCGAGGAGUCGGCACGGAAGACAUGCGCCCGUCAGGAGGAGCGGGUGGCGUUACUCGAGGACAAAUUGGCGGAACUGUCGGAAACUGUCGGCCGCUACGACCUGCGGCGGCGGCACGACCAGCAGCUCAUACAGCAGCUGCGGACCGAACUCAACGGCCGCAUCAUGGACAAGAUGACGCCCGCCGGACCUGAUUAUGUUGGCGAUUCCAUUGGAAGCGAAACGGACUCGGAAAAACUAGCGGACAGCGAAUAUUUAAAAACACUCAUUGACAAGAUACAUAUCCUAAAAAAAGAACUUAUAGUUGAGAAUGAUAAACUUGGCAGUCCAAUAGACAUAACUACCUUUUUCACCGUAGAAGGUUACGAGAAUAUACAUAAUAAAUGCAAAGAGGAACUGGAAAGAGUGAAAUCAGAAUUUGAGAUGUUUAAAAAACAGAAUGAGAAAGUUGAUGUGGUGGAUAACAGCGAGUUUGAAACCCAGAAGACAGAGAUAGCAAUAUUGAAGGAGAAAAUUGAGACAUAUAAGAUGUUGUUGGAAGAAGAAAAACAGGAUAAAGCGGACACAUUGAAGCUUUAUGAAGAGAAAAUGAAAAACGCACAAGAUUACCACAAAGAAGUCGUUUCUGAUUUAAAAACGCGCGUUCAGAGUCUCGAAAAGCAAGUGCAGACGCAACGCGACAGAUACGCUGCGUUGCUCGAGGAAACAGACAAUUACAUCAGAACUAGGAACGAUAGGUCAAGGAAGGUUAGCGUCGAGGACGGACACUGGAAAGAGGGAAUGUUGAAUGAUGUGACAGCGCCCCCUCACAUGUUGCAUUAUGCGCAUGAGUUGGCAAGAAAAGAUUUGGACAUAUCGCAAUUGAGAAAAGAGAAGCAUACACUUGAGGGACAGUUCAGAGAUUGCCAGCGAGAGUCUACCAUAGAGAAGGAGCGAUUUAAAGAAGUUCUACGGACGCUGAAGGAAGAAAUAGACAGAUUGCGUAGGAUCCAAUCACGCGAAGGGGCCAACCUGGAAUAUCUGAAGAACGUGGUGAUAUCGUACCUGAUGUCGACGGACGACGCCGGGCGCAAACACAUGCUCAACGCGAUCGCUGCUGUUUUACAUUUCACUGCCAAUGAGAAGAACCUUGUCUUGGAAACAUUGUGAUACAUCUCAGAAUACAACUAAUCUGAUCAAAAAGAACAUAUCACUCUCCAGCUCUUCUAUUUCCAACUAUUUCCACACAAAAAAUCACCUGCAUACAAUACUCCGUUUUGAACCGAAAGUAGGACAAACACGCUUUUCACAUUUAUUAUUAUCAACACGCUUUUCCCAUUUUGUUAUGGGUGGAGAAUAUCUAGUAAAUUACUUGUAUAUGUCAGAGACAGAAGUGAGAGUUUACAGGAAGAAUUUGCGAAAUAGUCAGCGCCAUCUAGUGUCAAAAUUAUUGACUAAUAGUGGCGACAUCUCUCGGUUUAUCUGUCAAGGAGAGUUCUUCUUUCGAGUGUGUUAAUUGUUAACAUUGGUUUUUAUUAAAGAAGGACAAACAAACAUACUUUCACAUUUACAAUAUUACAGAUUUGGAUGUUAACUUCAUUAUUAGCAGGAUUUGGUUAAUUUAAUGAAUGAAUGAAUGAUUCUUAUUGUGUUAAACAUGGUCAAAUGUACAAUAAUUUUUUUUUGGAAUUACGUGGACUUAUGUGGAGUUGAAGGAAUUUCUUUAAUUAAAUUAUUAAGAAAAUAUCUAGAAUAUUAUUACUACUAAAUGCUUUUUGACGCUACUUCAGACGUUUCAUAAUCAUUAACUGCAUUCCAACGUGUUCCAAUUGUUGGUCAGUGACCACAACAUCACAUUUAAAACUCAUAUUUUUUUAGAUGGAUUAGUCGAUGAAGAUGCAUCGCUGGUUUUAUUCUGUGAAUUUUGUGAUAGGUAAAUUAGGAUCGAAUAUUUUAUAGGUAUGUAUAGUGCAUAGUGUACAUUUCCCAUGGCAAUGGUCUAAUGUAUUGUAAAUGAUGUAAGUAUAUCUAAAGUAUUUAAGAUAAGUAUUUUAUGUUCAGAACGAAAGAUGAUAUUUUUGAAAGAAAACAUGUGUUUUAAAGUUUUGUACCAUUACAAUUUUGUAAAACUUUUAUAAUCACUUUCGUAUUUUUGUGAAAUAAUAUUAUACCCGCAAAUUAUUAAUACCUGGCAGCCAUGUUGAUGACGUUGCGUUUCACGAAGACUGAAACAAUGAUGACAAGUCGUGGCCUGGUUCAAUCAAUUAUGAACUUAGUAUUUUAUAUAAGAAUACUAUUAAGUUCAAUUAUUGAUAAUACUUUCUUCUAAAAUUAUUUAUCUAGGAUAAUGUUGAAUUUAAGUUAUAUAUGAGGCUUUGUAUUAAAAGAUAAAUAUAUUUCAUGUUUGUAAGUGU
This is a messenger RNA of Plodia interpunctella (Indianmeal moth), 3394 nucleotides long. RefSeq names its product GRIP and coiled-coil domain containing 88 kDa (gene GCC88). Gene Ontology annotation, cellular component: Golgi apparatus. The coding region runs from base 288 to 2150 and encodes 620 amino acids. The transcript is spliced from 12 exons. NCBI's taxonomy places the organism in Eukaryota, Metazoa, Arthropoda, Insecta, Lepidoptera, Pyralidae. The record is from RefSeq and is a predicted model, not a curated record.